UUUUUUCUAAACGAAAAACCACCCAGAAAAUAACUAAAGACGCCAACAUGCAAAGUCUUCAAGCCAAGGCCUCCCAGUGGAGCGGAGUCGACUCCGCCGACGCGUUCGCCAUCGACGAAACCAACCUCUUCCAGAAGCUUGGUCUCCAAGCCUUCAUCAAUCUCUCCACCGAUUUCUACACCAGGGUUUACGAGGACGAGCAGGAAUGGUUCCGAUCAAUCUUCGCGAAUUCCAAGAAGGAAGACGCGAUUCAGAACCAGUACGAGUUUUUCGUGCAGAGAAUGGGAGGGCCGCCUCUCUUUUCUCAAAGAAGAGGCCAUCCUGCACUGAUCGGACGGCACCGGCCGUUUCCGGUGACGCAUGAAGCAGCGGAGAGGUGGUUGCAUCACAUGCAGCAAGCAUUGGAGAGCUCUUCAGAUAUUGAUGAGGAUUCGAAGCGAAGAAUGUUCAAUUUCUUCAAGCAUACUGCUUAUUUCCUUGUGGCUGGAGAUGAGUUGAAGAAGGGUCACACUCAGAAUGGGACUCAAACUCAGACCCAACAACAACAAUAACAACAAGCUCUGUGUACUAUUCGAUUUAAGUAGUAUGUUAGUUGUUACAUUAACCCUUUAUUAAUGAAGGAUUUAUGCAAAAAGUUCUAAACUUUUACUCUUACUCUGGUUUAUAUGUGGUGAAGUGACAAUAUAUGCUUGAUUCAGAGAGCUGCAAUAGUUUCAGGAUGUAAGUGCUUUAGAAGUAGACGAGUCCUUCAAAAUCUUCUUUAGAAAGUUUCGGUGGAUUAGUUACAUGGUGAUGAGUAGAGAAUUAAGACUGUUGUUGUGAACCUUGUGAUACUGAACCAAAUUUGGAAGGGCAGCCCAUCAUGGUUUGGAACUAGGAAAACGUAUCAUUCUUGCAUUGUAAUUGUAUGUGAUAGUGAAGAAAGCCUUGUUCUUGUUAGUCUGGUAUUUAGUAACCCACAGUAUUGGCCUAUUGGGUCAGAUACUGGCAUAGUGCAGCCAGAGAAAUCUGACAUUGAAAUUUAU
Molecule: messenger RNA, 1025 nt
Organism: Fragaria vesca subsp. vesca
Lineage: Eukaryota; Viridiplantae; Streptophyta; Magnoliopsida; Rosales; Rosaceae
Product: group 2 truncated hemoglobin YjbI-like
Exons: 4
Coding region: 48-551 (167 amino acids)
Biological process (GO): oxygen transport
Molecular function (GO): heme binding; oxygen binding; oxygen carrier activity
Source: RefSeq, a predicted model, not a curated record